Messenger RNA from Microsporum canis CBS 113480, 1011 nucleotides. RefSeq names its product isoflavone reductase family protein. The transcript has a single exon. Bases 1 to 1011 code for a protein of 336 amino acids. The record is from RefSeq and is a predicted model, not a curated record. Gene Ontology annotation, molecular function: oxidoreductase activity. NCBI's taxonomy places the organism in Eukaryota, Fungi, Ascomycota, Eurotiomycetes, Onygenales, Arthrodermataceae.
AUGGUCAAGGUAGCUGUGGCGGGAGGCUCCAGCCCGACACUGGGGCAUUCGGUUGUCUCAGCCCUUCUGGCAACGAACGGUCGCCAUACGCCUGUUAUUCUCUCUAGGAAGAAGGUAGACGGCACCCCGGCAUUGAGCACUGCUACUUGGCCGGUCCCCGGGUCAUCGUCCACGGCGGAGGUCGAAACCCGAUAUGUCGACUAUGAAUCGGAGGAUUCACUGGUGGCAUCCUUGCGAGAUAUCGACACGGUCAUCAGCGUGCUUUUGAUCCAUGAUACGGACACUUUCGUCAGGACCCAGAUCAGGCUGCUGCAUGCUGCCGAAGCCGCGGGCUGUCGACGAUUUGCACCGUCUGAGUUUUCGGGUGCAUACGAGACGCACUCUAAAGUCGAGUUUGAGAAAAAGGCCAAGCUGCCUGUGUGGGAAGCUGUCCUCAAGUCGAGAAUCGAUGCCGCCAUCUUCUCAAACGGGAUGUUCAUGAACUACCUUGGUAUCGGCAGUCCAGAAAAAGACGGCAACCGGGCUGAUGCACUGGCUGGCUUUGCCGAGAACCCUUUCCUGUUCAACCUGGUUGACUGCUGGGUCGACAUGCCGGUGGUGGAGCGUGACGGAGACAAAGAACCACCGCCAGCUGUCAUAACGAUGACCAAUAUUCGGGACAUUGGUCGGUUUAUCGCCGCAGCAAUCGAUCUGGAGGAACCCUGGGGUAAGCGCGAGCUUGGGAUGGUGGGCUCUACUCUUCGGUUCGACGAGAUGGUGUCUCUGAUAGAAAAGUAUACAGGACGUAAGAUGGAAGUACGCCCGUUCACUAAAAAGCAGCUUCAGGACAGGAUUGCCAACGCCCCAGAUGGAGUCGCCGGACUGAUCGAGAAUCUCGAGUGCCAGUUGAAGACACUCUGCUGCGAUGGCGGGAUCCCUGUCGAGCCAACGCUCAACCGACUCUGUCCUGCCGUGAAGCCGAUGACUGUCGAGGACUUCCUGAAGAAGUACUGGGCCGAGCCAUCCGCCUGA